Maniola jurtina (meadow brown) is the source of this 1659-nucleotide messenger RNA. RefSeq names its product zinc finger protein 91-like. Bases 246 to 1625 code for a protein of 459 amino acids. Gene Ontology annotation, molecular function: DNA-binding transcription factor activity, RNA polymerase II-specific; RNA polymerase II transcription regulatory region sequence-specific DNA binding. The transcript is spliced from 2 exons. The record is from RefSeq and is a predicted model, not a curated record. Gene Ontology annotation, cellular component: nucleus. Gene Ontology annotation, biological process: regulation of transcription by RNA polymerase II. Lineage: Eukaryota; Metazoa; Arthropoda; Insecta; Lepidoptera; Nymphalidae.
AAUCAUAGAAUAUCUACAGUAAUCAAAAAUCAAAAUAUUUUGAAAACCAAAAUAAUAUCAGUUUUUUUUUGCAUUGCAUUACUUAUCAUAGGUUUUCAACUUUCAAUCUGAAGUAAUAUUAUUUAACAGUAAAUAAUUCUGUUUGUAGCAGUGCGGUGAACUCAUUUAUUUUAUUCUGUAUAUUAAAGCAAGCAACAAACGAGAAAUUUUUAUUCUGCAAUCUGCAAAAUAAGCACUUGUUCAAGAUGAUAACCAAUGCCCUUCUUUGCAAAAUUAUUACACGGAAACACGACUUUUGUUGUAUAUGUUUAAAAACAAUAGAAGGAGACCCUGUUGCUAUUGAAGACGAAGUCGUCUUGAAUGAUAAUGUGAUGAAGAUGCAGGAUGUUCUGUUUCACGUUCUAGGCUAUGAAACCUUCAAUAAUAUAUCAACGUUUGAAGUUCUAUGCAAGCAGUGCACCAAUAAUGCAGUCAACUGCUAUAACUUUGUAAUGACAACCAAAGAAACAUCUGAACUAUUGAAUAAUAUGAUUUAUAGCCUUACCACAUGUUUAGAAAACACAACACAACCAUUAAUCAAUGAUAAAACAUUAUUCGUGACCAUAGAUCCUAAUAACAUGGAAACGAAUAAUUAUUAUCAUGACAGAGUUACGAAGACAUUGAAUAUUGCUUUAAAAAGACUACACAAAAUGUUACAUCCUAAAUCUGAAAUAAAAGAAGAAAAGAAACAACAAAUAUCAACAACAAUAGAGGCAAAAGAAUCAGCAAAAUUGGACAAAAAUUUACAAAACAAAAUUCAGAUAAACACUGAGCGAAUAGAUUUAGAUGACAAACCAAGGAAAAGAAGACCAUACUUCUCUGUUCCAAUGAAAACCAAGCAAAUGCUUUACGAUGAAACUGACAGAACAACAAUAAAAUGCAAGGAUUGUUUGAAAUUGUUCCCUUCUCUGCCCAGUUUAAGAAAUCAUUACAUUGGGGUUCAUGCACCAAAGAAACAUGAAUGUGAAGUUUGCCAUAAAAAAUAUGCAUCGGAAACUUUACUAGAAGGGCAUAAGAAGUUAAGCCAUUGUACAGUAAUAUGCAGCGAAUGUGGCAAAAUCUUUCACAACCGUCAUACUUUUAAAAUGCACAAAAUAGGACACCAUUUAGAAAUUGUAUGCCAUGAUUGUGGAAGAGUUUAUAGAAGCCAAUCGUCGUUUAAGAAACAUAAAGAUUUAAAAAUAUGUGGCCAAAGUACUAGAGCGUCACCAGCCAAUGCUCAGUUUACAUGUGAUUAUUGUAAUAAGAAAUAUACACAAAAAGUUUCAUUGCGAGUACAUAUUCAAUACGAGCAUGGUAAUUAUAAAGGUCAUAUAUGCAAAUGGUGCAACAAAUCUUUCUAUGCACAGAGUAGAUUGAAAGCUCAUAUAGUCAAGCAUACACAAGAGAAAAAUUUUCCGUGUAACAUUUGCGGUGGACGAUACAUAACUAAGGAGUCAUUAUUGUAUCAUACAAGAAUUCAUACGGGGGAAAGACCAUAUAAAUGUGAUUUUUGUGAUAGUAGAUUUGUUUCAGCAUCUCGACGAUCUGAACAUCUAAAAAGUCGUCAUAGUGGUACAACGAAGUCCGUCUUUAAUUUGCAAUGACAAGAAUUUAAAUCAGCGGUGAAGCACAAUUAUC